UGGGAGGAACCAGAGCAGGGAGGGUGAGGAGCAUCCGCAUGUAUGCCCGUGCUUGAAAGGUGAUGACUUCUUCCUGAUCUGACCAGACCCGGGACAGGAAACAGAAAUGGGAUCUGUGCCCUGGUUCCCGGCCCCUUUUGAUUCUGCCAGUGUAUGAGGACGCGCUGAGACAAAUUCCGUGGCAGUUAGAAAGUGAACUGGCUGCCAAGAUGGAGAGGAAGGACCCAGUAACCUUUACCUUCUACCAUCCCAAGGUUCCCAAAGUCAAGGGUAACCGGAAAUACCAAAGGCCUGCUCUCCCCACCAACCAACAUCCGAGUGCCUCGAUGCCACCCCAGAGGCAGCAGCAGCAUAUGGAUCAGACACACACCUACAUCCGAAUGUUCUGUGGCAGCCUCUGUGGUUUUAGUCUCCUCAUGCUGAUCUGCGUGUCCCCACUGAACUGGGUGCAGUUCCUGGUGAUCAAGAAUGGCCUGGAGCUCUACGCAGGACUCUGGAUCUCAUGCCACCAUGAGCUGUGCUGGAGCCACACACCCAAGCCACCCUAUUACCUCCAAUAUUCCAGGGCCUUCUUCCUCAUCUCUGUCCUCACUAUCCUCAUUGGCCUUGGCUGGCUCUUCAGCACUUGCCUCCCUAGGACAGGAAGCACGACCACUAACUUGGACCUGAAGGUGUCCGUGCUCAGCUUCAUCUCAGCCUCCUGCUUGCUUCUCUGCCUCAUCCUAUUUCUGGCACAGGUUCACUGGCACACUAGGGAGGCCAUGGAGUCAGCCUUCCUGUGGACCUAUCAUCUUAACUGGGGGAGUGACUUCUUAUACACGUUUGCUGGGAUCCUCUCCUUCCUCAACUACCUAACUUCCAGAACUCCUCCUCUUGAUCAAAAUGUCAUUGCAAUUCCCACAGAGAAGUCGAGGCUGGGGAUUGGUCCAGUGACUCCAGCACCACCCGCGGAAGAGGCAGUGUCAAGGUCUCAGACAGCAUCUACAAGUGAGAGACAGGAAAAUCCACCAAGUGCAGAGCUGUGAUGGUGACAGGACAUUCCAGCGACUGCUUGUCUAAAACGCAGGGGAGACGCUCACUGAGUAGGGAAAGAUUGUGCAGAUUCGAGGAAACCCCUCUGGUAUCAUGUCCGUAUCACCGAAGGAGACAGCAUUAAAGCUGAUGAGAUGUCCUUUGUGUAUGCUGCAUCCAGAAUAUGCAUGAUCCUCGUAAAGAAAGUAAUGAAAAUCACUUAAGAAAAAAUUUUUAAAAGGAAACACCAGUGUUCAGGGUCACGAGUGAAGGAAACUAGCGGCAGGCGCAGUGCGUGAGGUGGAGCUCUCUCUGAGCACCAGGGAUCUCAUGGACCACAACGGUCCAUGCAGAAUGCCACCAGAUUCUGUUUGAAGUUUUUUUAUCAUGUGUGGCUCUGGGCACACUCAGGAUGGAAGGCAUUUGGACCGCAGUGCUGAAUCUGAAUGGAGGCCACUACCAGAAGUGGAAUGGACAGCAGCAGAGAUAAGGCCCACCACCCAGAGGGGCUGAGGGUUGCUGGGUAGACUCUGGAAAAUCGUGAAACCCCGCUUCCUGUGAGGGCUGGCAAUCUGAAACCCUUACAGCCUGUUGUGUGAGCCCACGGCUCCUCCCUAGGCUGGGGGAUGCCUUAACCGGGCAUCUAUAAACUCUCUGAAAUUCCAUGCAGACCUUGUGCACGCACUUUUCUGUAAAGGAGCCGUCAGAUUCUUGAUAGGCCUUUGCCUCUUUUUAUUCCUAAGGCAUCAGCUCUGUUCUACUGAGCCGGAUGAGGCUUAAAGGGCUUUCUUCAGCCUGAGUGUACAUGUGGACCAAGUUAAAACCCUUUUCCAUGUUCUGUAUACUGUGUAAGACUGCGUAGGGGUGGGAGCAUUCAGGCGAUAACAUAAUUUUUUUUUUCGGUGGGGGCAGGUCAUUCGAUUCAUUUACUUAUUUAUUUUUGGAGGAGGUUCUGGGGAUUGAACCCAGGACCUCGUGCACACUAAGCAUGUGCUCUACCACCUUCCCCUCACAUAAUCUUUUGAUGGCUACUGUUCCCCUUUAAACUCAGACCAUAUUCCAUGCAGAAGGCCCCUAACAUUCAUUCUGUCUUUUAUUCCUUUAGUAGCCGCCACUACUAUUCUGUUGGCUGAGGUCCAUUCUCCUCAAGCCUGGCGCAUGAAUGGGCUACAGUGCCCAGCUUCAUCCCUCGCUGCUCUUAAGGCUCAGCCCCGGGGUCCUUUUGGUUAAGAGAUUCACUGGUAACCUGUGUAGAAAACAAACGUGAUAGUUCUUAUAAUCCUGGCCCCCAGUGAGUAACUUUCAAACACUUCCAGAUGGUAGCUGGAAGACCCCUAGGUUAGUACUUCUGCUUGUAUUCCUAAAGGUACGAGCUGAGCAGCACACGCACACGUGCACCCACACACAGAAGCAAGCGCCGUGCUGGGUGCUGAGCGUGCACAGCCUGAUAGGCUAUGUCCUUGCUGCUGAAGGUGGUCACAGACCAGAAGGAGAUACAGACAGACAGAUGGCAAAACUAUGUGAUAAAGGUUAUGAAAGGGCCAGUACAAAAUGCUGUCAUUCAGCAUUCUGGCACUGAGGGUUGGUUUCAGGGAAGGCGCCCCCAGAAAGGCAAGACUAAGAUGAAUCUUGGCUCAUGUUAACGAAGAUGAGGCGGGAGGUGUGAUAGGUACCUUGCACAAGGUAGGUAACGUGUGCACCAUGUGCACAGCAGGGACCGUGUUGGGUUAGGAAACUGCAAGAAGAAUGAAACAGUUUGGAGCACAGGGAGCGAAGGAGGGAGAGAAGGAGUCUAGAUGUCACUGAGCUUUUUGCUCCAUGACAUUACGGACCAUGUCUCGCAGGAAACGGAGGACUUGGCUCAAACGGGUGAAUCUAUAUGUUAAGGGACUUUACAAGGUCCCCUUAGAAUUGAAAAAGAUUUGGGGAAACGUCAGUGGGAAGAGUCAUUACUGCUCCGAAGCCUGCUCAUGAAGUGAAAGGAGGAGCUACCAGAAUCCAGAAGGGUGGCUCUGUGGCAAGGGCGCCUGUCAGGGGCUCUACCCUGGACCGCCCUCAGCAGGCAGGGAGGAGAGAAACAGUGAAUUAACACAAUGAUCUUCACACCUCUGAUCUUUGCCCCUGCCUGUCAUUAGUCACACCUACUCUAGGGCUGGAUGGAUGGCAAGAAAGCUAUUGCAUACUCCAGUCUUCUUGAGCAAGGAUGGAGAGUAGAUCUGGAGGGGCACAUGGAAAAUCUCCAACAAAUCACUGUAUCCUCAGACCUAACACAAUACCUGGCACAGAGGAGGUACUGAAUGACUGAAUGAGGUUGGAGAGUGAGCAGAAACCCCAUCUUUCUAGGUUUUUACCAAUUCAUGUUAACAUGAUUUUGCUUCAUAGUUGUGGGGAGCAAUCAGAGUAUUUUAAGCAAAAGGGAGACAUAAUUAGAUUUGCAUUUUAGAGGCAUCAAUCUUGGUAACUUUGUGGAGAAUAAACGGAAAGAACAAACCUGGAAGCUGAGAGACCAGGUAAAAAGCUGUUGUGACAAUCCAGGACAGAGAUGCCAAAGGGAUGUUCUAAAGAAGUGGAUACAAAAAUACAAGAUCGGCUUGAGAACAUUAAAGACGUGGAAUUGGCAGAACACGUGUGAUUGACUGGUGGGAGUUAAGGGUACAGGACCAAGGGGCAGGACGGAAAGAGGAUGACUAUGUUUCUCGAAGACUUCUUGGAUGUUAGUGUGUCUUGAGAAAUCCAGGCUUGGCAGACAGGUUGCUGUAGGAAUCUGGAGUUCAGAGGAGACCUGGGCUGGAGAAAGGGAUUGGAACAGAUCUGGCAAGUAAGACAGAGACAUUGGACUUGUGCUUUGUGUCUGGACUCCUGUGGGUUCUGUCCCCUGGGGCGGGGGGAGGGGCAGGAAAGAGUGUUAGGGCCGAAGGGAUUGGGUUCCGCGGCAGUUGAGAAGAGCAGUGAGCCAGAAGCUAGGAUGGAGAGGAGAGAAGGAAAUGACAUGACCUUCCCAGCAGAAUGAGCUUCCCAACCUACAGGGUGAAGAGGCCUUUUGUAGGCUGGGUAGGGGUGGGGUCCUUUUGGAGGAAGCAUUUUGUGUGUGUCAAGGUGGGGGAGGGGAAGGAGUCAAGGUGGGGCAAAGCUCACUUCAUUUUUUUAAGCUGGGGACAGGUGAAAUGAAUACAUAUUUUUAAGUAAUAUUGAAAAGUAAAAACUUGUGGGAGGCUCUGGAGCCAGAGAAGAGAAAGACUGACGUGUGGAGGGAGGAGGAGGCCCCCGCAGGACAGGAUGCAGGGCUUGUCUUCUCGGUGAGUGGAGGUGCAGACGCCUGGGAUGCCCUUCCUUCCGUGACGUCCUCCUCCUUCCCCACCACAGCCAGUUCUCCCCACAGGCACCACUUCUCUUCCAUGCCGCCCGGCCAGCGAUGGCUCCUGGAGAAGACCCGCCGCUACAUUCGCAUCCUCUGUGCCUGCCUCCUGGGCUUCAACUGUGUCCUGCUGCUCUGCCUGUCCCCUUCACACUGGGUGCAGUGCACAGUGCCGAAGGACAGGCAGAGGCUCCUGGCUGGGCUCUGGACCGUGUGCCAUCACGAUCUCUGCUGGAGCCACACACCGAAGCCACCCUGUGCGUGCUUUCUAAAUCCCAGCCCCUUCCUUUGAUGGGCCCAGUCAGUUCCCCCGUAGCUCACCACUCUCCUUUCUCCUCUCCGCAACCCUGCUCCUUCUCUCCCUCACUGACUCACAGGCAUGUAAUGACAGCUUCUCCAAAUAGGCUAAGUCUGCCCAAGUUUGUCUUGACUGGCCUCCUCUGAUGACUUAAAAGCCUCUUCAUUAUCAGAAGCUAAUGCCCAGGGACCUUUGCACUCACAACUGCCCUCAGAAGAAGAAAUAGUAGUCAUUAACACCUUAGUAUGAAAGUGACUUCAUAAUUUAUUUCUCAAGGCGAUAAUUACAAUUUCAAACUUUUUCUCUCAUUUUGGAAUAAAUCAUUUAUUUACUUGUUAAAGGAAUUCCACAUGUCUGAGGAGAUGGGAAGAGGGUCCUUACUGGUGCCUGUGAAGCCACUCACUUGGUGGCUCCUUAUUCUGACUCCAUUGCAUGUAAGACACGCCAUGAUUCCAUCCUCCUUUGUCCCUCACUCCCUUCCCAAAACCCUGUCUAGCCUUUUUGUUUUUCUCUUAAAAAAAACUUUCAUAAUAAAAUGUAUUACCUAAACUGGUGGUUAAAAAAUAUAUGUAAAGUAGAAUUCUGCACAGCGGAAAAAUAAAGCCAAAGACUCUUCUCCAA
Messenger RNA from Camelus dromedarius (Arabian camel), 5285 nucleotides. RefSeq names its product transmembrane protein 202 (gene TMEM202). The transcript is spliced from 5 exons. Lineage: Eukaryota; Metazoa; Chordata; Mammalia; Artiodactyla; Camelidae. The coding region runs from base 210 to 1025 and encodes 271 amino acids. The record is from RefSeq and is a predicted model, not a curated record.